GCUUUAAUUGUCCUCAUUACACACCCAAUUUUUAUUUUUGACUUUUAAUUGGGCUAUUGUUAAUAAAAUGUUUAGAAAUUCGCUCCAUAACAUAGAAGACAUUGACUUACUUAGUUAGGGAUUUUAGCUAAUUCCAGGAAUUAGCCAGAGCCUUUCAACGUUUUUUGGACAGUUUAAUCCAACCUCUUCUGACCUCUUCAGAUGGAUUCAGACCCUGAACAGAAUCCCAAAAUGUCUAAGAAUGAAUCCCAGAGAGGUUCAGGUGACUUCAAUUCCAGAGGACGAGGAUCCAAAGGCCGUGGUCGUGGGGGGCGUAUGGGCCGAGGCGGUAUGCGAGGGGGCCGAGGCGUAAUUAAAGCUUUUGGUCCACCAGGACGUGGGAGAGGCCGAGGGGAAGAUGGAGCCAUGAAUGGAUUUGGACCCAUCAGAGGAAUGGGGAGGAUGCGACCUUAUCCAGACCUCAGAGGUCAUCGUGGGAGGGGUGGACCAAUGGGGAUGGGUCUUCCACCUCCCCUCCCUCCCCCUCCUCCUCCACUUCCGCCCCCUAUGCACUUUCGAGCCCCCUUUCCACCCAUGCCAAGGCAUGGACCGCCUCCACUCUCACCUCCAUGUCACCCUGGUUUCAGAGGGCGCCCACCACACCCACGAGGCAGAGGCAUGCCACCACCUGGCCCUCCACGCCAUUUCCUCCCUCGCGGACCAAGAGGCUACCACAAUGGACCGGUCUCUCCUCCGCCUCACCCCCCACCUGGCAGAGGCCAGAGGUGGCCAGGCCCCCCUGGUGGCCGCCGAUUUUAACACAGUCUAAAAUCUAUAGAAUGACUACCUGUUAUUGCAGGACUGGCCUAACAUGGAGAAGGGAAUGAAUCGUCCCUGAACUAUGUAUCAUACAGCAUUGAAUAUCUAUAAAACAGUCUGUGGCCAAGUAUUAUUGGUAUUGUUUUCUGGCGAAGAAAGGAAACUUACUUGUUCCACAUACGAUGAUGCAUAACUUGGCAAUGUGAAAGCAUUAACACAUUGUGUUGCUCAUAAAUAAUGUUGGCACUGCAGAGACUUUGAUAUUGUUAAAAGCUGUUCGUAGUUGAACUCGUUGUUCUCAAAGAGGAAAAAAAAAUGUUUCGUACAUGUUCUGUUAUUCUUGUCACCUGUUAGCCUUAACAUUUUUCCUGAUUUCUAAAUAAAGACAAAAAAAAUGGUGACACUGUAUAUUUAAAGGUGGGAGAAGAGGGAGAAAAAAGUACUGUACCCUCAAGGAUUAAUGUUACGCCCUGGACCUCCCUUGUAUUUCCUUUUGUUACAUCAAGAUAGUUAUGUAUUAUGUCUCAAAAUAGUGCAACAGAUAUUGUUAAACACUUGCUCAUUUUGUCAAGUGAUAAGACGACAUUGAAUUUGUCAAGUAUUCGUGAAUAUUUACUUUAAUAAUAUCUUAAAUGUGCAGCUAUUUUAAGUUAUGAGGACUGCUAUUUGAAAGAUUCAUGUUGUUUCCAGCAAUCUAUUGUGAAAUGACACUAAAGCAUUAUACAUAAAUAGUAUACCGAAGAAAUUUAUACAGUAAUUCAAUUUUAUUUAUAUUCACUUUAGUUAAGUAGAAGUUACUCUUUACUCUGUUUUAGAUUUUUGAGGUGUUACUUCAUUAUUCACUGUAAUUAACAUCACUUUUGUGAACCUGUGAAUGUGUUUUAUGAAAACGUUUCAGAUAUGAGACAGUCGUGAAAGAAAACAAAAAUAAAACAAAAAAUUAAUAAACUCUACUUCUCCUUAUUUGUUAUUCACAAACAAGUUUGAGAGUUUGAGGCGAUUUUCAUGUCAGUGCCUUGCAAAAGUCUUCAUGCUUACUGAACGGUUCCCCGUUUUGUCACGUUGCAACCACAUACUCCAAUGAACAUGAUUGGGAUUUUGUGUGGUAGACAAACACAACGUAGCAUACAAUUGUGAACUGGGAAAUAAUGCUUAAUUUUCAAACUUUUUAACAAAUAAAAAUGUGGAUGUCCAUUAGUUUUCACCCCCAUUUGAAUAAACCAAUUUUCACUGCAAUUGCAGUCUUUUAAAGUACGCUCCCACCGUUUUAUUUUUUUCCUACUUUCUACUUCACAAUUAUGCACUACUUUUUGUUGGUGUGGCAUAAAAUACUACAUAUACUUCAGAAUUUAUUACAAAUAUGAAAAUAUGCAGGAAAUAUGGAUAUGUUUGCAAGAAACAAUGAACAAUAUGAGUCAUAUUUUCAGUGUGAGCCUAUAUUUUAUAUUUACAUGAAUAUAUUUCAUCCAUGUAACUUCAGAUAUUAACUUUAUGAAUGCUUAUAUGGAAAUAUUUUAUACACUUUUCCGUUUUGGAAAAAGAUUGUAUGUAAUGUAGCACAUACAGUACAUGUAUUAUAUUGUCACAUCUGUUUACAUAGUUUAGCUUAAGUUACAGUUACGGGCAAAAUAGAAAAAAGAAUCAAAUAUGUCUAUAUAGGCUAACUGGAGAGUAUAAAACGAGUUUUAUAAGAAGUGUUUUUGAAUAGUAAUGUUACUGGAGGACGUAGGACCGCUCCAAUAUCAAGGCUUUGAAAUGCUCAUGUCAUGAUACAAGAAUCAGUGGUAGCAUGUCUAAAAGGAGGACAUCAUCCUGAAAGGAUAAACUCACUGAGAUGAGUUAGCACUAUACAUUUUCUGGCUGUUUUAAUAAAAAAAAAAAAGAUAUGCUGUUACAUUGAUGUAUGCUGUAAAUGUGAUCAGGGUUCUUAGACAAUAUCAGCACUGUAAUAGCUCUGGUCUUAUUUCUCACUCAGUAGCUUUUAAAGUUAUGGCAUCUAGUUAUAUCAAUAGAUUCCUAAAAUAAGUAAAAAUAUAUUUGGUUAUUGGAAUGUCAAGUAUACAAGAUAAGCUCUUUAUUUCUGUUCAUCUUUGAGCCCUAUUUAGGAUGGCUAAUUUCUUCAAAUAAAACAAGCAUUGCUCAAUUGAAAUCAUAUGAUUUAUUUUAUCCAAACAAGGACUUUUAAUCCUCUUCUAGAUGAGAGCGUUUUUAUACUUCCAACCAUAGAGAUGCUGCAGAAUGAUUAACUCCUUCUGCAGACCCAAGGGGGUUUCUAUUCCAGGUGCAGCCCCCUCCCAUCAUCUGUUUAUCUCCAUCUCUUCAGCAUUUUUUUUUAUUUUGCUCCUUCUUCCACCUCUGCAGUCCCCCCUCAUGUCUCUAACUGUGGUUGAUUAUAACAGACUGACUGUUGUUGUCUCCUGAAGGGGGGCACACAGUACAGUUAACCUCCCUGGCCCCAGGAGCCCAGACCCUCCCUUACAUCCCUCCUCUCCUUCACCAGCAGCGUGACACCUGAGAAAACGCAACGCCUCAAUUGACAAGGUGAGCCUCGUCUUGUGUCUUUAAUGCCUUUUUGACAGAGAUUUUUUCUUUCAGGACAGAAGGCGCAACUAUAUUUGAGUUUCAUCACAUAUGGAAAGAUGCUGAAUAUUUAUGGGUUAAACUCUUCAGUGCCUUUUUUAAUGAAAUAAAAGAGCCAUCCCAGUAAAGAAAACUGACGGCUUUAAACUUUAUGGAGCUGCACAAGAUAUCAAAUUCUGUUUGUCAUCUCAAUUAAAAUACAUAUCAGCGUGUGCAGUAUUGUAAUUACAAAAGGCUGUUUAGAUGUGAUAUUUGGAAUGGGUGCAUUUUAAGUGCCAUGCAUGCAAAUUCUGCAUUUCAGGAAAAUGUGGGUUGAUCGUGUGAAAAAAUACUGGCAAUUAUAUGCUUUUCUGAUAUAUAUAAAGUUAACAUAAUCUACAAAGGUGACCCAUUCAAGAAAGAGCACCACUGCUAACUUGAUAAUUGAAACAGUCUGUUCAGAUGACCAUGUUGCACUUAUGUGCCACUGAAAAUACGCAUUAAAAUUUGGGAACGGUUUAUAUACACAGGUGUUCAUAAAUUCAGUAUUUAUCAUUUUUAUUAACUAGUUUUCAAAUUUAUCACAGCAAUAAUUCUGUAAAUUGCUGUAAUAAUGACUAACUGAGGAGAAGCUCUUUAACAAUUAAGAAUAAGAUUUUUUUGCAUGUUUUUGCAAAUUUUUUUGAAUUUGAUUUAUGAUGUGUGAUUAUGAAAGGCUAUUGCUUCUCAGAAGAAAAUAAGUCUCUGGAGAUCAGACAUUGGUAUGUAAAAAUGCAUCACAAGUUGCCCAUUUCUGUCUGAUUACCGAGCAUCCUACAAACAGAAGACAAUUUAUUAUGCCUAAUCAAUUUUAGUUCAUUUUGACUGUAUAUGGGCCUAAAAAUCUUUUGAUACCUUAAAUGAUCUAACCUGUUGUCCAAACUAAAAAUGUUGACACUUUGCAUGUUUAACAUAGCUAAUAAGCAAGCUAUGUUUUAAUUAACUUAUGUAAUUUAUUUAAAGUGUGCAUGUUCUUUUUCAUUACUGCUAAAAGCUGCAUAUGUAGAACGUUGUACUGUGAUGUCGGUGUGCCAAGAAUUUAAUAAAUACACACAAAAAA
This is a messenger RNA of Xiphophorus couchianus (Monterrey platyfish), 4456 nucleotides long. Its product is annotated as splicing factor 3B subunit 4. Bases 202 to 798 code for a protein of 198 amino acids. The record is from RefSeq and is a predicted model, not a curated record. Lineage: Eukaryota; Metazoa; Chordata; Actinopteri; Cyprinodontiformes; Poeciliidae. The transcript is spliced from 6 exons.